Molecule: messenger RNA, 1841 nt
Organism: Oreochromis niloticus (Nile tilapia)
Lineage: Eukaryota; Metazoa; Chordata; Actinopteri; Cichliformes; Cichlidae
Gene: cln6b
Product: CLN6 transmembrane ER protein b
Exons: 10
Coding region: 312-1256 (314 amino acids)
Biological process (GO): lysosome organization
Cellular component (GO): membrane; endoplasmic reticulum
Source: RefSeq, a predicted model, not a curated record
CGCCUCUUCUUCUGCUGCUGCUCACCGCGAGAGGGCCGGCGCUGCAGCGCCACCCUCCGAUGAAGAGAAACUGUUUCUGGAGCACCAGUGCUCGCUGUGGGACUGACACCUCAGUGGGAAUGAAAAGGACAAUAACGCAGAGAACAUGACUUUACAGACAGACACGAAGACGUCCACAAGAAAGAGAGAGAACCCAGCUCUGCGUGCAGCAGCAUUUAUGUGCAGAUGAAGAGAAACUCUUUCUGGAGCACCAGUGCUCGCUGUGGGACUGACACCUCAGUGGGAAUGAAAAGGACAAUAACGCAGAGAACAUGACUUUACAGACAGACACGAAGACGUCCACAAGAAAGAGAGAGAACCCAGCUCUGCGUGCAGCAGCAUUUAUGUGCAGCCGCUCGGCUGGUUCCACGCAGGUGGAGGCGGUUCGGCCAAGGCCUUGCUUCCACCUAGACCUCUGGCUCAGCUUCACCUUCCAGAAUUGGAUCCUGGAUGUGGGCCGUCCCGUCGUCAUGCUUGUGCUCCCUGCUGAUUGGCUCCCUCUGCAGCAUCCUGGCGUUGCAGACUAUCUCCACUUCCUGUACAAUGUCACGGCUCCGCUCAUACUUCUCAAAAUGCUUGAACGCAGCCCCAGGAUGCUCCCGGGCCUUGCCGUCCGCCUCGGCAUCAUCGCCGUUUCCAUGGGAACCACCCUUCACUUGGUGGCAGACUCCAUCACGAGACGCCUGCUGCUGAUUGGUUACCAGCUGCACCUGCCUGUUAGAGAGAAUCCAAUAAUGAGGAACCUCAAACCUUCGGCCCUGGUCGACUUCUUUGAGCUUCUGUUUUACUACGAUGACACUGUUGGUCACAUGAUGUGGUACGUCCCUUUCUUCCUCGUCCUCGUGCUCUUCUUCAAUGGUUGUUUCAGUCGCAGGGAGCAGGAGGAGAGGAUGCCGCCGUCGGCGUGGAUGCUACUCGCUCCAAAUGCUGCCUACUAUUGGUAUUUAAUUACCGAAGGACAGACCUUCAUCCUCUUCACCUUCACCUUCUUCGCCAUGACCACUACAGUGAUGCACCAGAGGAGGAGGGGCUUGUUUCUCAACAGUGACGGGCUUUUCAUGUUCUACAGUUUCUCUGCAGCUCUGGUCCUGGUGGCGAUCUGGGUGGCCUGUCUGUGGAAUGACAGCAUCCUGAGGACGAAAGUCCCCGGACUGAUCUACAUCCCACAGCCCUGCACCGUCUACACGCUCCACCUCCACCAGAUGAGCCACAUAUGACAGAGCGACUCAUUUAAUAACCACGUCCUCCAGCCGUGUUGACAGCCAGAGCGACCCACUGCACUGCUAAUCCGACAAAACAUCUGAGGAACCGGAGGCUGCGGUUAGAGAGAGAAGAAUGAUGAGCGUCCGUCGCAGAAUCACAGGAACGCCAUGAUGAAACUGUUUAUGGUUUUCACUGGUUAUUAGAAAUACAGCCUCACAGCAUCCACACGACUUUUCCACCUGUUUAUUACUGGGAUACAAAAACUGAAAGCAGCUCAAAAACCAUCAGAAAUAUUCAUUCUCAGAAACAUGAAGAAUAAUGUUGACAAAAAUGCAGCUGAAAUAUAUAAAAUCAAAUGUUUAUUUGUUUAAAUAUGUGUGGAUAUAAACUAAACCAAGUAAAUGCAUCUGAAUACCCAAAGUCUCAGUUCUCAGAUCCUUUAAUUUAACCUUCUUUUUAAAAAUUAUUUUGGAGGAUUAAUGCCUCAAAAACAUCUUCAAAAUGUAUUAAAUUCAGCGAAGCGCUCUAGUACAUACAUUACAACCUGAGUUCAUGUAGAGAGAGGCUUCAGGCUCAGAGAGCGGUUUAUAUCACGUUUG